Messenger RNA from Lolium perenne, 819 nucleotides. The record is from RefSeq and is a predicted model, not a curated record. NCBI's taxonomy places the organism in Eukaryota, Viridiplantae, Streptophyta, Magnoliopsida, Poales, Poaceae.
AUGGUCUGCGCCGACAGAGGCGUCCAACGCCACCUCUCCGCGCCCUACACACCGCAGCACAAUGGCGUGGUGGAACGCCGCAACCAGACGGUGGCGGCCACCGCAUGCAGCAUGCUCAAUCCUGAACCGCUCCUUCACGCGCGCCGUGGACAGCAAGACGCCAACGGCGGUGGACUCGCCGAGUACGCGGUGGCCCCAGCGGCGCUCACGGUGGCGAGACCGCCAGAGGUGUCGGCCGUCGAUGGCGCCUGCCUGCCGGCCGCCGCCAGCAGCGCGCUCCAGCUGCUUAAGGCCACGGGGGUCAGCUCCAACGCCACCGGGCCGAAGAACGUGUUGUUGACCGCGGCGUCCGGCGGCGUGGGCCACUACGCGGUGCAGCUGGCGAAGCUCACCGGGAUGCACGUCACGGCCACCUGCGGCGCGCGCAAUGUCGCCUUCGUGCAGGGCCUGGGCGCCGACGAGGUGCUGGACUACAAGACGCCCGAGGGCGCGGCGCUGCGGAGCCCUCCGGUAGGAAAUACGACGCGGUGGCGAACCGCGAGGCGGGGGUGGCUCUGGCCGGCGCUCAGGGCGGUGCUGGCGGACGAGGGAGGCACGGCCGCGGACGUCACGCCGGGGGUCCGCGCCGCGCUCACGUCGCUCCUGCAGAAGGUGACGUUGGCUGGCGGGAGCGCGAGCACGCGCGCGGCAACUUGGAGCGCGAGGGAAGCGCGUCGGCGCCGACGCCGUCCACCUCGACCCGGGCGGUGUGGCGGCCGCGGUCGUAGUCGACGGAAACAUCCGUCGAACACCUUGCGGGCAGUGGCCGGGCAGCGGUAG